AUGAGCUACCGUUCAACUGCUCUCGUCUUCAUUCUCUCCCUUCUGGCCGUUCUCGUUAUCAACUCAAUGGCCGACAGUAAUUCUACUGUCAAUGGAAGUGCAUCAGCUGGAAUUCCAACCAUGCCACCAGUAUUGGAGACAGAUCCUCCUGUAGUCAGCGAUGCUACCGCCGGUCCAGCAGAUGCCGCCAACGGUGGUUCUGGAGCAACUUUGUCUGCUAUCGGUGCUCUUGCCACUCUUCUGCUUGCCAACUUCUUCUAA
Molecule: messenger RNA, 261 nt
Organism: Caenorhabditis remanei
Lineage: Eukaryota; Metazoa; Nematoda; Chromadorea; Rhabditida; Rhabditidae
Exons: 2
Coding region: 1-261 (86 amino acids)
Source: RefSeq, a predicted model, not a curated record